This is a messenger RNA of Giardia duodenalis, 2145 nucleotides long. RefSeq names its product Kinesin-13. Gene Ontology annotation, molecular function: microtubule binding; microtubule motor activity; ATP binding. The record is from RefSeq and is a predicted model, not a curated record. Bases 1 to 2145 code for a protein of 714 amino acids. The transcript has a single exon. Lineage: Eukaryota; Fornicata; Diplomonadida; Hexamitidae. Gene Ontology annotation, biological process: microtubule-based movement.
AUGUCUGACUUGGUUUACCAGUGGCUCGAGUCAGCAAAUCUGCAACAGUAUUACCCUGCUUUUGAACAGCAAGGUAUUACCCCUCAGCGCUUUAUCACUAUUACAAUUCAGGACUAUGGAGCACUUGGCAUACAAGCGCUGCCAGAUAAGCAGAAGUUGUUUCGUCUUAUCACCACCCUGAAAUCGCGCGAGAAUAUCCUCGAGCAGCAGCCAUCGGCUCCAAAUACAGGAGCAACACCCCAAUCCGUUCCCUCCUCUCAUGUUUCACCCCAUGUUGCUCAAGGAGAUAGGUUUGUCGGAGACAAGCAAAAACAGAAUGAUAUCCAGCAAGCCCAGGACAUGUCACUUUAUGAAUCGUAUGACGGUGGUUAUGAGCCACCAUAUGUCUCUGCCCAAGGCUCGGGACCAGCAAAUGGCGACGACUACGUUAUACCAACCAUCCCCUAUCAUCCAAAUGCCCCCAACCCACCUAAUCCCCGGGGCAUCCCGACUGUUAACAGGACGGUUGUACCCCCCGUCGACCUCUUCCUCAACCAAAUCCAAUCCCGCAUCCGCGUGGUAAUUAGAAAAAGGCCUAUCAAUCCCAAGGAGCUUAGCCAGAACCAGCGGGAUGUCGUUACUGCAGAUGGCUGGAACCAGGUUUCCAUUCACGAGCCGAAGGUCAAGGUUGAUUUAACCAAGUACACAGAUCUGCACACCUUUAAAUUCGAUCACGUCUUCAAUGAACAAUCAGACAAUCAGGAGAUUUACCAAUACGCUGCAAAGCCUCUUAUUCGUAGUGUGUUCGAGGGCAAAAACUGCACUGUCUUUGCGUAUGGACAAACUGGCUCGGGGAAAUCUUUCACUAUGAUGCAUAAGGACAACGGUAUCUAUGUCUUGGCCUGCUUCGAUAUUUUGGAGUAUCUGCGAGUGUAUAACGGCAGCCAAGGGAAUAACAGCAAGUUUCUGGUGCCUGUUGUGAGCUUCUUUGAGAUAUAUGGCGGAAAGUUAUUCGAUCUUUUAAACAAUCGGCAGCGCCUACAGGCUCUUGAAGAUGGAAAGGGGAACGUACAAAUUACGGGCCUUACGGAGAAGCAGAUUUCUUCAGUUGACGCUAUGCUGAACUUGAUAGAUUCUGGAUUGACUCUUCGUGCUGUUGGAGCCACCGGGGCAAAUGCAGAUUCGUCUAGAUCUCACGCCAUACUACAGAUUGCACUCAAGUACACUAAGUCUGGUAAAGAGUACAGUAGAAUUAGCUUCAUUGAUCUAGCUGGUUCUGAAAGAGCAUCAGACGUUCAAAACAGUGACAGGCAGACACGCAUGGAAGGUGCAGAGAUCAAUAAGAGUUUAUUGGCACUAAAGGAGUGCAUCCGUGCCAUGGACAAAUCGAAUGAUAGUAAGUCUGGCGCACAUAUUCCGUUCAGGGGCUCCAAGCUCACGAUGGUCCUACGUGACUCCUUCAUUGGUAACUCUCAGACAGUGAUGAUUGCCAAUAUCAGUCCUAACGACAAAUCUUGUGAUAACACCCUCAAUACUCUGCGCUAUGCCGACAGAGUCAAAGAGCUCCAGCAUGGGAAGGGAGGUAUCAUUAAGUUCAAUGUUCUAAAGAUGGGGCAAAAUGCCGCAGACGUUAUUCUCGGCACCGCUAGAGACGAUGAGAAUGACGUCUACAAAGCGGGGAUUGUAGGCGUGAAUGCAGCUCCUUCGCAGCAGGCAAGAGUGCCACCUGCUUCUCAGGCCCCGAUAACUGCACGUCAGAUCCAGCAAAAUCUUCCUCAACCACACUACAAUCCAAACUAUAACCCACCAAAUAGCAAGCCAGCCUUUGAACCACGUGUUGAAACGACAGAUGAGGACGACAUGGUCAGAACACACUGCGAUCUUGUAGACUCUAUCUACGAGCAGGAGGAUCUUAUCGUCAGAGCCCACCGCCGCCAAGUUGAUUCAAUGAUGCAGUUGGUGAAGGAAGAGGUUGCCCUACUUCAUGCAAUUGAGAACGACCAAGUCUCCAUAGAUGACUGGCUAGUGAAGCUUUCAGACAUUUUAUCUAGAAAAGAAGAGGCUAUAACAACGCUUAAAGGGAAUCUAUCUGCGUUCAAGCAGGCCCUGCAGAAAGAGGAAGAGCUCAGCCAUUCCAUAGACCUCAAUAAGGCCAGGAAGAAAUAG